AAUGAACGGUCCCGGGAGCGGCGGGCACCCGGGAGGGGGCGGCCGGAAGUCAGCGCGGUUUUGACAGAAGGGGACUGCGCGGAGGCGGCGGCAGAGACUGAAUCGGCCGUGUUUGCAGGAAGCAGCUACCUGAUGUGUAUCAUCUUCUUUAAGUUUGAUCCUCGCCCCGUUUCCAAAAAUGCAUACAGACUCAUCCUAGCAGCGAACAGAGAUGAAUUCUACCAUCGACCGUCCAAACUCGCCGAUUUUUGGGGCAAUAACAAUGAGAUCCUCAGUGGUCUCGACAUGGAAGAAGGGAAGGAAGGAGGGUCAUGGCUUGGGAUCAGUAAGAAAGGAAAGCUGGCAGCCCUGACAAAUUACAUGCAACCAAAGCUCGAUAAAGAUGCCAAAGGCAGAGGUGAGCUCGUGACCCACUUCCUAACCACAGAUGUCGACAGCUUCUCCUAUCUGAAGAAAAUCUCCUCUGAAGCGCACUUGUACAACGGGUUUAACUUAAUAGCCGCAGAUUUAAACACCACCAAGGGAGAUGUAUUUUGCUACUACGGAAACCGAGGUGAGCAAGAGCCUAUCGUUUUAUCGCCGGGUGUGUAUGGAUUGAGCAAUUCUCUCCUGGAGACUCCGUGGAAGAAGCUGCAGUAUGGGAAACAGCUCUUCGUGGAUGUGAUCGACCAAAGCCAGGACCUCACCAGAGAGGAUCUGAUCAGUGAGCUGCUCAAAGUGAUGAAUAAUCAGGAAUGCCAGCUGCCGGACCCCGCCAUCGAGGACCAGGGCAAGGAUUACAUCCUGCCCAUCCUGAACCAAUACGCAGCAGUGUGUGUGCGCUGCCCAGGAUACGGCACCAGAACCAAUACCAUUGUUCUCAUUGAUGCCGAAGGGAACGUCACUUUCACUGAGCGCAGUAUGAUUGAUGAGGACGUCAGCCAAUGGAAGACUAACACCUACCAUUUCCAGCUGCAGAGUGAUUAGCUUUGCAUUCCAAUGGGCGCCGGAGAAAAGAAGGCUUGGAGAGCAGCUCCUGAGACCACCUUGCACAAAUUCCAGAACCAGGGGCUGCUGAACCAUCCACACACCAAGAACCUUUGCACCAUCCCGACAGAGAACAGUCAGAAGGCGCCCCGGCUCUCCAACGUGUAUUUAUUACCACUUUAGUGUUCCUUGUAAGUGUCCAGGGCUGACCCGGCCUGCCAACGGAGAUCAGCCAGCUCGCCCCUCAUCAGCUGCUCGCUCGCUUUCCAAGAGGCCCAUGUGGCUAAGGGGUAAAUGGAGUCGUAUCUUUCCCUAAGAAUCUAUGCAGUGACACUGCAGCGCCCACACACACACACACACACACACACACACACACACACACACACCCAUCCCCCCUUACUUUAUGUUUCCUACUCUGAGCAUAAAGAGGGGAGAAGCAGUGGAAGGGGCAGUCACGUUUUCCAGACCACACUUUCCCUCCUUAAUACAGUUUUCCACUUGGCUCAACUACUGGCUCCCCCGAUCUUUUUUUAAUUAAGUGAAAACCGUAGGAAACCUUUGGGUGAAAACAACGCGACUUCACUCAUUUGUUUCAGAUAGGCCCCUUGGUAUCAUUUAAUCACGGACAAUAAACUUCAGAUGAAGUCGAUGCAAGAGCCCAAGGAAAGCCAGUUCUGAAAACUCAACAAAUCCAUGAUAAACACCCGCUACCAAGACGGCCGUCCAGCCCUCUGCACUGCUGUCCACAUGUCAGGGGCCGCUUCUGGUUCUGCUCGCUUACAUGCAGUUCUGAGCCCCCUUAAUGAGUCUCUCUGUACAGUCUCAGAAGCUUGAAGUGGGGGGUCGUGGGGGAAGGGGGGGUGUCAGUUCAGUCAAUGAAGCAAGGAGGGCCCGCUCUCCGGGGGCAAUACUACCAGCCUCCUGUGACCCUCACUUAUUUCCCCAGGGACAGAAAGUCAGUAGGAAUACAUCUGUGGAAUCUGAAAAGCUGACAAUAAAAUACUAAUUGAAAAUGGA
This is a messenger RNA of Dromiciops gliroides (monito del monte), 1983 nucleotides long. It is a transcript of the gene TANGO2, whose product is annotated as transport and golgi organization 2 homolog. Bases 133 to 966 code for a protein of 277 amino acids. The transcript is spliced from 9 exons. NCBI's taxonomy places the organism in Eukaryota, Metazoa, Chordata, Mammalia, Microbiotheria, Microbiotheriidae. Gene Ontology annotation, biological process: protein secretion; Golgi organization. Gene Ontology annotation, cellular component: Golgi apparatus. The record is from RefSeq and is a predicted model, not a curated record.